AUGUUUUUGGAAACCGUGCAGGAUACGGUGCAUGGUACUGUGGCUCGUGUAUAUAAGGUCGACCAGCGAAUCGGGAGCAUCACUCAACGCAGCACUUGGCGCAGAAUCAUGAAGGUAAAGACUGCACUGCUAUCCAUGGUGGUGGUGAGCGUGGUCCUCGAGGUUACCGCUGCGGGGAUGCUGGACGUCGACAGCGGCAAGCUCGACCAGUUCUUGACGUCCGCCAAGUGGCCCCGUGGCGCCGCGUGCCUGGCCGCUGUCCUUCCGAAGGCGCACCCGAAGUACACCAAGUGCCUGGGGAUAUCACGAUACCUGAGAAAUAUCCUGAGUAACGGAUGCCAGGGUUGCUCGAGUCGAGAAAACACCAACAUAAACAAACUCGUAAACGCCAUGAAAUCCGAUGCACCCGGGAUGUAUGCUGUUCUCAUGGCAUGAGAUUUUACAGAAGGAUGGAUAUCAAUCAAAGUAUGAAAAAGGAACCGAGGA
Penaeus vannamei (Pacific white shrimp) is the source of this 486-nucleotide messenger RNA. NCBI's taxonomy places the organism in Eukaryota, Metazoa, Arthropoda, Malacostraca, Decapoda, Penaeidae. The record is from RefSeq and is a predicted model, not a curated record.